Messenger RNA from Electrophorus electricus (electric eel), 2504 nucleotides. RefSeq names its product cylindromatosis (turban tumor syndrome) 2 (gene cyld2). The record is from RefSeq and is a predicted model, not a curated record. NCBI's taxonomy places the organism in Eukaryota, Metazoa, Chordata, Actinopteri, Gymnotiformes, Gymnotidae.
AAGCCGAGCUUGGCAACAGGCGCCGAGUGUGUUACACAGCAGUUAGACUACAGUAAAUCAGCAGUUUACCAGCAGAGAUGAACGAAGAAGGGAAAAGGCGUUUCUUCAUAGUAAUUCGGGGGCAGAGCAGAAAGAAGUUCACGCGAGGCUGCAUCGGACGUGUGGACGCAGAGACGCAGAGUGGAGAUCUUAUUGCACUGAUUCAUGCAGGGGGCAGUUGUAAGUGUACAGCUGUAGUGAAGAAGGAAGACGCAUGUCCACUCACCCAGCACCAAGCCCAGCUACUGUUGUUCGUCUCUCCUGCCAGCCGGCGCCUGGAGGUGCUGUGCAAUGUUGCGCUCUUCAGUGCCAUCUGUGAACUGGCACAGGAGGAUCUGGUGGUGGUCCGGUCCAAAAAGGGUUUUCAGCCUUGCUUGAUAAAGAACCUCGUACAGAUUGGUCAGAAGGGCAGCCCAGAAGACCUGCAGAUGCUGGGCUUUGAGUUAGAGUUGUCCCAGAAUGCAGAGCAAAAGGUGCUGAAGAAGUCCAUUGCGAUGCCCUGGUUCAGUGCCUCAGACAUUGUGCAGGUGGCUCCGAAAUUAAGGCACCACACUUCAGGUUUAACCAGAACAAUUGUUUCUCGCACGGAUUCCAUGCCCAGUUUUAGCUCUCCUUGUGGAAAAUUGUGGAAUAAAAUAUCUAGCCAGGAAAUGUUCCCCACCAAGACCCUUUGCCGUCAUCCUUUGGAGGUUGGGUCAUUGGUGGAGGUUGUGUUUGGGAAUAGGCUUGUAUAUGGUGUAAUCAGGUGGAUUGGGGUUCUGGAAGGAAAGAGACAUGAGUGGGCGGGGCUUGAGAUGGAGGUUGACACGACCAUUGUUUCAGAUGGGAAGUUUGGCACUAAGCGCUACUUCACGUGUGAGGGGAACAGGGCUCUUUUUGUGCCACUGGAGCAGUGCAGACCAGACAGCAGGUUCCUGCUCACAUUACCUGCACAGGAGCUGCUCACACCACCCCAGACCCUGCCUCCUACACUGGUAGAGGAUGUGGAUGAAUAUGUGCUUCCUGUAGCUGAGUCUGCGGCCUUGUCUUUAUUGGUGGGCAGGAUGAAGGGAAUCCAGGGGCAUUUCAACUCCUGCUACCUAGACGCCACCCUCUUUGGUCUUUUCAGUUCAUCUAUGAUACUGGACAGUGUUUUUCAUAAAUCAGCAGAUGUAGAGACGGACAUCUCACGCACUUUAAGGAGAGACAUUGUGAACCCUUUACGCAGAUGCGGCUUCGUGUCAGCGAAGAGUGUAAUGAAUCUGCGCAAAAAGCUUGGCUGCGGCUCAUUCGUUACAGAAGAGAAAGAUCCAGAGGAGUUUGUCACUGUCCUCUUUAAGGAGGUUCUACAUACAGAAUCCUUACUAAAAAUCAGGUCAAAUAGAGAGCUAUAUCAGGAGGCCUAUACCCACCAGAUAAUUAUUGAGAAGAGUCAAGUGAAAUCUGCUCCAAAUGUCCAAGAGCUUCUGUUAAUGUCUUUCAUGACAAGUGGCCUGAAGUUUGAUGAGGUUCCAACCUGUCUGAUACUUCAGAUGCCACGGUUUGGGAAGAAAUUUAAGAUGUUUCCUCAUAUCAUUCCCUCCACAGAGCUAGACAUCACUGACCUCUUGCCUAGCUCCCCAUUAGAGUGCUUUCUCUGCGGUCAGCUCGCUGUGUGUGAAUGCAUACAGUGCACGGAGGACCACAAGCUCCAGCCAGGCGUGAUGAAACUGUACUGCUCCACCUGCAACAUACAGGUGCACGCUCACCCCUCCAGACAGACACACAACCCUAUGUCAAUCUCUGGACUUGAGCUGUUCCCAGCAGAUGAGCCUGUGAAGAAGCAUCGGAUGCAGCUGUUUGCAGUGCUCUGCAUUAAGACCAGCCAUUAUGUGUCCUUUGUGAAAUAUGGCCCUAGUCCUAAAUCCUGGCUCUUCUUUGACAGCAUGGCUGACCGAUGUGGUGAUGACACCAAAGGCUACAACAUCCCUGUAGUCAGAGCAUGUCCGGAGGUAGGAGACUUCCUGUCCCAGCCGGAGGACAAACUGACCCGAGCAGACUUGAGUCAGACCAGUGAGCUGGUGCGCAGACUGCUGUGUGACUCCUACAUGUACCUGUACCAAAGCACAGCCACAAACACCUAUCAGAUCUGACCUCACAGACUUCUCAUGCUGCCCUGAAAACACAUCAUUCUCAUCUGGUCCCUAUAUCAUCAUGACAUCAUUACAAUUAUGUUGUGGAGGUGACAGAAAUAGUUCUCCUGCUCAAAUAGGUUUCAAUUCUGAAUUAGGCAGUGGUGUAAAUCAUUAUUUGUUUGAGAAGAGAAGCCAGAAAUCUGACCAAUUUGAAGAUUAGUGCUCUAUUGUAGCUUUUGUUGAUGUGAUCCAGGCUACGGUAUAAGAAAUCCAUGGUUUUCUAGCUGUUUAUAUGUUAUUUUAUACAGCCUAUAGGUGUUUAUAGCUCUUGUAAUUUAAUAUCAAUUCUUGUUUUGUACUGAUGUUAAUUCA